AUGGAAUCAAAACAAUUUGAUGAGCUUAACCCCAAAAGCUUGUGGGAAAGAGCGAUUCAACCGAAUUUUGUAAGCCUUAUUACGGAAGAAUAUUGUUGGAUUAUCAACUUACAAACGUCAGGUACAUGGGAAGCUUUUGCUAGGCCAGAAAACAUGGAAAAGAACCGAAACAGCUUAGUCCCAUGUUGGGAUCAUACUAGAGUUAAGUUGACUACAAGUGGAUCCGUGUCAGACUUUAUCCACGCCAAUUAUGUGGACGGUUUUGAAGAGAAGAAAAAGUUCAUCUGCACCCAAGCACCGAAAACCAACACAUUGAUCGACUUCUUCCAGAUGGUCUUUAAUGAAAAUAGUCGCAUCAUCAUCAUGCUGUUGAAUGUGACACACAGUUGCUGUCAGUAUUGGCCUUCCGCAGAAGAUGAUCCUCUACAAGCUGGUCAGUUUACAAUCAAAACAUUUCAAAGGAAGACACUCUCGAAUUACAUUGUGACAGAAUUGAGUGUCACUAAUAAAUUCAUUGGACUACAACGUAGAGUUUACCAUUUUUUGUACACUGACUGGACAGAAGACGGCGCUCCUAACGACGUGGGCAAGUUUUACAAGUUUGUGCUAACAAUCAAUCAUAUGCGCACGGCUUUACAAACAAGAGUAUUGGGUAAUUUUGAACAAACAGGACCUAUCAUUGUGCACUGCUCCACGGGAAUUGGACGAACGGGAGUUUUUUGUGUGAUAGACUACGCCCUCCAUCAACUACGAAAAACUUCAAAAAUGUCUCUACCAAAGAUCGUGAUGAGCAUCCGGCAGCAGAGGCAUUCGAGUGUUGUUAUUCCAGAAGAAUAUUUGUUUUGUUACCGUGUGGUGCUACAUUUUUUGGCUGAAAUGAAUGAUCGACUGCGUGAUAAAGAAAAAAAGGAUUAUUCAGAACUGCCAAAAAUAAAAAAUCAUCCACUUUACAGUUGA
Messenger RNA from Bacillus rossius redtenbacheri, 957 nucleotides. Its product is annotated as tyrosine-protein phosphatase non-receptor type 9-like. Gene Ontology annotation, molecular function: protein tyrosine phosphatase activity. Gene Ontology annotation, biological process: protein dephosphorylation. The coding region runs from base 1 to 957 and encodes 318 amino acids. Lineage: Eukaryota; Metazoa; Arthropoda; Insecta; Phasmatodea; Bacillidae. The record is from RefSeq and is a predicted model, not a curated record. The transcript has a single exon.